Molecule: messenger RNA, 3452 nt
Organism: Cannabis sativa
Lineage: Eukaryota; Viridiplantae; Streptophyta; Magnoliopsida; Rosales; Cannabaceae
Exons: 3
Coding region: 1017-3452 (811 amino acids)
Biological process (GO): proteolysis
Molecular function (GO): aspartic-type endopeptidase activity; zinc ion binding; nucleic acid binding
Source: RefSeq, a predicted model, not a curated record
CCCGAAAGGGUAUUUUUGUAAUUUUAUUUAGCUGAGAGUAUUUUUUUUUGUUACAUAUUUAUGGAUUUAAAUAUGUAUGGGAUUAUUUUUAUGAUAAUAUAAUAUUUGAUUUUAUUGGCAUGUGCAUAAUGCCUAAUAGAUACAUAUGUGUGGAUAUUGUUAUAUUAUCAUUAUUAUUAUUAUUAUCAUUAUUAUUAUUAUUAUUAUUAUUAAUAUUAUUAACAGUUAUAUAUAUAUAUGCUAUACGUAUACGAAUAAAACCGAACCGAACCUAACGCCUAUUUUGGUGGAAUGGGAAUCGCUCCACUUCGGUUCAAUGCGAUAUUUUGCUUGGGUUUAAACACGAUAGAAAUUAGGUUUUAAACUCUAUUUUCGUUCACCCAAAACAGAGAACCAACGAGAGAGAGAGAGCACGUAUACGGCGUAUACGGUACCGAAAACUUUCGUUUCUUCAAGCGGAGUGAAACCUGGGUGAACGUGGGGGUUUGGGAUCACUUAUAUACGACCUAAGGAAGCUUUUUAACGUGGUAUAAGGGGCGGAAGUCGUCGUUUUGAGAUUCGCCAUUUUUGAAGCUUCAAAGGUGCGGCUUAGUUACGGACUCGAAUUCGAACGUGUUUAAGCUUGUUCUUGGGUCAAGGGAGGUUAUAUUUGAGUGCAUGGGACCCUAAGGAUUGUUUUUGACGUAAGAAAACGAAGCUUUAACGUCCAAAACGAAAAUCCAAAAUUUUGACUCCAUUAAAGGCGGUACACCGCCAACGAAGAAGACAACCCCGAUCUGCCUUCUCGGACCAUUUUUCUUGAUCGUUUUGAGGUCCUGAGCAUUGUGGAGAGCUUCCCCAAUCGAAAGGACGCUUCAAGAGCCAUCGGAGACAAAGUUACACUUUACCGGCGACGAAACCGACGAGAACGCCGGCGACCGCGUUCUGACCGUUUCUGAGGAUCUUGUUCUCAACAAGGAAAUUCGUUGAGGUGCUCGAGGUAGCAAGUGUGGUCUUAGCAACUGAGGAGUUUAGAAAUGCCUCCUAGAAGGUCAGUUAGAGUGGGUCGAGGUCGAGGUCGAGGUCGAGGCCAAGGCCAAGGCCGAGAUGAUGGAGGGAACAAUGAACCGCCUCAAGCACCACAGGGAUGGGAAGAGCGCAUUGCCGCACUGGAAGGAAUCAUUCAUAGGCAGGAUGAAGAACUUCGUCAGCUGAGACGUCAACCGGAGCCGCCAGUCCAAAUAAGGCAGGAUGCAGAAAAUAGAGACCCACCAGCUGCAGUGGUAUAUCCUGCUACAGAGGCUAGACAUGAGUUGUUAGCAGAGAGAUUUCGGAAACAACACCCACCUGAGUUUGAGGGAGGCAUAGACCCGGUAGUGGCUGAGGAGUGGAUAAGUCGCAUAGAAAGCAUUUUGCAGAUGCUAAGGGUGGAUGGGAAUGACCGAGUGAAGUGUGCAUCUUACAUGCUGAGGAAAGAUGCUCGUAUCUGGUGGGAGGUGGUGGAACAAACAAAGGAUGUAGAUACCAUGAACUGGGACGAUUUCAAAAGGGUCUUUAAUGAGAAGUAUUAUAACUCAGCAGUUCUAGCAGCAAAGGUCGAUGAAUUUACUGGGUUAGUCCAAGGGAGUCUUACUGUGACUGAAUAUGCACAAAAAUUUGAUAGAUUGGCAAAAUUCGCUCCAGAUCUGGUACCUACUGAUAGAGUGCGAGCACAUCGAUUUGUGGAGGGCCUGAAACCAAUGGUUGCUCGAGAUGUGGAAAUUGUGUCAAGGGGUCAAUUCAGUUAUGCUCAAGUUGUCGAAAUGGCUCUUACGGCGGAGCGGAGUGAAAACAAAAUUUGGAAGGAAAAUGCUGCCAGGAGAGAAUCUAAGAAAGGUGGAGCCAAUUCUAAUGACCACAAGAAACGGGGACAGGACCAGUCCGGGCAGCCAAGUCAAGACAAGAGGUACAAAAGUGAUAACGACCAACGAUUUAAUGGCAGCAGUGGGCGAAACAUUCCAGAAUGCCCUAAAUGUACCAAACGUCAUCUCGGCGAGUGUCGCGCAAAAGCAUGCUACAAAUGUGGAAAAGAAGGACACAUCAAACGCAAUUGCCCACUGUGGGGACAGACUGGGAACAGAGCAGAACCCAAGAAAGAUGACAAGUAUGUUCCAGCCAGAGUUUUUGCCAUCACUCAAGCAGAAGCUGAGGCCAGUCCUUCGGUUGUAUCAGGUCAGAUUCCUAUGGCCAACACCACUUGUAAAGUUUUGUUUGAUUCUGGUGCAACUCAUUCCUUUAUUGCUAGCACAAUUGUAAAUCAUAUAAAUGCACCGAGUGAAUUAUUUACUGUGGGGUUUGGGACCAUGUUACCAUCUGGGGAGGUUGUAAUCUCUAGAAGUUGGCUUAGGGGUAUACCUGUCAGGAUAGAUGGUAGAGAAUUAUUUGUAGACCUGAUUGUAUUAGAUUUAUUUGAUUUUGAUGUAAUCUUGGGCAUGGAUUUUCUUACCAAAUAUGGAGCAUCAAUUGACUGCAAGCAAAAGAAAGUUGUUUUCACACCAGAAGAUGGAGAGACUUUCGAGUUCAGGGGGGUAGGAAAGAAACCCCGCACUCCUAUUAUUUCGGCAAUGAAGGCUGGGCAACUAUUGCAGCGUGGGUGCUUAGGGUAUCUAGUUAAUGUGGUUGAUGACACCAAGAAAAUUGAAAGAAAGUCGGAGGAAACACGGGUAGUUGCUGAGUUUCUUGAUGUAUUUCCAGAGGAGUUACCCGGGUUACCACCACACAGAGAAAUCGAAUUUGUGAUAGAAUUAGUGCCCGGAACAGCACCAGUUUCCCGCGCACCAUAUAGGAUGGCACCAUCGGAAUUGAAAGAACUCAAAAUACAGUUGGAAGAAUUGCUUAAGUUAGGGUUUAUCAGACCUAGCUACUCUCCGUGGGGCGCACCAGUUCUAUUUGUUAAAAAGAAAGACGGUACUAUGAGAAUGUGCAUAGAUUACCGAGAAUUGAACAAGGUGACUAUAAAGAAUCGGUACCCACUGCCGAGGAUUGACGACUUGUUUGACCAGCUUCAAGGGAAAAAGGUGUUUUCUAAGAUUGAUCUUCGUUCAGGGUAUCAUCAGCUAAGAAUCAAAAAUGAAGAUAUACCGAAGACAGCCUUCAGAACGAGAUACGGGCAUUAUGAGUUCAUGGUGAUGUCAUUUGGACUUACAAAUGCCCCAGCAGCUUUUAUGGACCUCAUGAACCGAGUCUUCAAGGAAUAUCUGGAUCAGUUUGUCAUUGUAUUCAUAGAUGAUAUAUUGAUUUAUUCUAAGACAGAGGAGGAACAUGAGGAGCACUUACGCUUGACCUUGCAGCGACUAAGAGAACAUCAAUUGUAUGCCAAGUACAAAAAAUGUGAGUUCUGGUUGUCCGAGGUUGCAUUUUUGGGCCACAUUGUCACUAACGGGGGAAUAAAAGUAGAUCCCGCCAAGGUUCUUUGCGGUGAAAGAAUGGCCUAG